AUGGCCAAGUUGCAAAAGACGCUGAAGCAACGACAGCGUCAUGCAGCCCGUAUCAGUACCAACGUCACCAAGUUGACCCCUGCCGAAAUUCGAUCGCUUAAUAAUGGUGCGUUGGCCUCGAAGACGGGGAGUCAAUCCAGUUCGAAAUCGACGUCAACUCAAUCCCGAUCAAGACGUUCAACCAAUGCAACACCUCCAGCAACUCCUGAUGAGCUUCCCGCCUAUGGAGCACAGACACACAGAAACUCGGUCUCGAGGAAUAACAGCGUCAACAUCCCAACCCCACCUCAUACACCCAAUACUCAUCGAAGAUCGUCUCAAUCAAGCACUCACGGUCACCAUUACGGCCAUCAUGUGGUCCACGGCCACGCAAACGGCGUUAUUCACGCUCCUCGACCUCGGGGAUCCGCACAAGCUGCAUUCAUGUAUGCGAAUGGCUUGUCUUCCCGUCCAUCAAGCUCUGGGUCUUCAUCAUACCGUGGGCUGCCCACCUACCGCGGCCCAGAAGUUACGCGGACAGGUUCCUUGACCAUGUUACAGCACCCGUCUCAAAAGAUUGUUUCCAAUCCGCUUUCGUACUUUUCAAGACCGCGGCAGAGCCAAGUCAGCACUUCACCAGAGCAUGGGAAGCAUGACUCGCCCGAAAUUAGCAUUUAUCGCGCCCAAAGUUUGCGAAACGUACCCUCCGACUCUGUACCGAACGUCAGCGCUCCAUCAUCAAGGCCCGUGAGUCCGCCCAGAGUGACCGACUCGCCCGUCUCAAUGAUUGUGGAUGGCACGGAGAAGUUCCCGGUCCUGGACCCGGCGGACGAUCCACACAAUCAGCCCAAGGUGCAGCUCGAUGAGGAAAUCGCUCCUAACGAACCGAACGUGGAGAAUGUUGACACGCAGCCCAAGCAUGUGACAGAUCCGCCCAUUGAACCAGCAAAGCAGACGACUCCGCUGGAAUCGCCAAAAAAGGAAAAAGAAAAGCAGAAGCGGUUUACGAUCCAUGCCGCACUGUUUGGCGGAGAUAAAUGCAAUCAUGAAGGUACCGAAAAUGUGAAAAAGCUCAAAAAGGGGAGAAGACGGACUCUGUCUUUCGGCAAAAAUAACGAGGCUGAAAAACCAGAAGACAAGACAGCAAUGCCGGCUGAAGCGGUCGACGAAGUCAAGGUGGAUGGCGCGACGAUCGAGACCGAAGAAUUUUCGACACAUCCGGCUGUUCGCCCUCUUUCCCUGAUCAUUCCGAGCGAAUUUAAAGGGAAAGAAAAGGAGAUUGUCUGUCCUCCAGUCUAUGCUCGAUGCGCCUGUUGUGGGAAGAUGAAGCGGCCUUCGGGAUACGGGGGUGAACUCAGUCCGGUGCUGGAAAACGAGAAUCUAAGAACAAACUUCAGCUUCGAGAUUGAACGAACAUCCGGGUCAUCGGAGAGACGAAGUUCCGACGCCAGUCGCCAUAAAUUUAUUCCAAUCAUUCCAAUGGAAGUGGGUGAAAACGAAACGCGUCAGGCGACAAUUGAACCGUAUACGGGUCCUUCAAAGAGUCCAGCGGAGCAUGACCAAAUACCCCAGAUGGAUAUGAAUAUCGCUUCGUCGAGUCCAGUCAAGCAGCCUAUCGGACAGCUGAGUUCAAGUCCACGAAGAAUGAAGAGACUCUCCGCACCAUCCCGAUUCACUAGGUUUGCAAGCUUGCAUGGACGACGGAAUGUGGAUUCAACCGUGAUCGCCGAAGAAGAUGAGGCCGAAGCGGAAGGAGAAACGGACGAGAAUCGACCUCUCAUGAGCGAGCCAGCGGCCUCUGAGGUAACUGGUGUCGUAAAUCAAAUUGUCGCAGCCGCAGCCGCUGCAGACGACGAUGUGAUCGCGAACAGCCAACCAGUGAUUGAGCCGAUGUCAUCAGCAGACCGAGCAUUCAUUGAACCAGUAACCACAAUGGCGACUCACGAUUCCCAACUUAUGGCCAGCGAGAUUUUACAGAGUAUUCCUCUCCCACGGUCCAGUCCUAGAUCGGGUUCAGAGAUGUUCUCCACGCCCGCCCGGGGCACUACGCCCGUGCUUGAGAACGUCUACUCCACCGAUGCAAUUCCAAUUCAGCCUGCCGGUUCGCUCCAGGCUCAAAUCAUAGUGCAUGAUAAUGUGGCAGACAGUCCCGAUUCUGUCCCUGUGGACGAAACACCUACGUCCACUACUCCUGCAACAACGACAACAACCACUUAUACGCCGUCCGAUAUUGAAAACCCCGCUUCACCAAAGUUCGCACCAGAGUUUUCAGCCUCAUUCUUUGAUACACCCGAUCUGUCUCUCACUCCCAGAUUCGAAGCUGGCACGCAGCCAGCCGGAAGGGACGCGAAAUUAGACAAGGGAACGGAUAAGCUCACAGGAAAGAGGAAGUCGACGGCGACCGAAUGGGUGGCCGAGCUUAUGACUGUGAAUGCUUAA
Messenger RNA from Fonsecaea multimorphosa CBS 102226, 2418 nucleotides. RefSeq lists its product as uncharacterized. The record is from RefSeq and is a predicted model, not a curated record. Bases 1 to 2418 code for a protein of 805 amino acids. The transcript has a single exon. NCBI's taxonomy places the organism in Eukaryota, Fungi, Ascomycota, Eurotiomycetes, Chaetothyriales, Herpotrichiellaceae.